Messenger RNA from Penaeus monodon (black tiger shrimp), 3779 nucleotides. RefSeq lists its product as uncharacterized. Bases 1 to 3711 code for a protein of 1236 amino acids. NCBI's taxonomy places the organism in Eukaryota, Metazoa, Arthropoda, Malacostraca, Decapoda, Penaeidae. The transcript is spliced from 12 exons. Gene Ontology annotation, molecular function: metalloendopeptidase activity. Gene Ontology annotation, biological process: proteolysis. The record is from RefSeq and is a predicted model, not a curated record.
AUGGUCCGUUUAACCUCUUGGGUUGUGUUCCUCAUUCUCCUGGUGACAAUUGGCUGUACUGAGACAGCUGAAAGGAACGAAUCUCGUCUCAAAAUCAACAGCAAUGUCGUCGAUCUGGAGCUGUUACUCUCACAACUGUCCAAGCCCGACGCAAUACAAGACCCGCCUUCUGGCCAGAUGCUCAUCUUACAGAAUCAGUUACCUGUCAAGACCAACGAGAACGCGUCUACUCCAGAUAAACCGAACGCAAAGAGGGUGCUGCGCCUGGCCGUGUUCUCCGACGAUGCUCUCAUGACCCACCUCGCCGACCUUUACCCUGAAGACCCGCUCACCGCCACCGAGAAGUACAUCACCACGGGCGUCUUGGCAAUCGAGGAGCUCAUCCAACAGGCCGUGGGUGAGGGCGUGGACUUCAAGAUAAAGCUGGUGCAGGUGGGCGUGUGGGCUGAGAAAGGGGCGACGCCCUUCAACACCAACGGCCUUUCAUCCAGUAACUUGCUGAACUUCUGCGAGUGGGCGAGUGAGAGGAAACCUGGGCGCGGCGAUCCCGGCUACUGGCAUCACGCCUUGAUGUUGACAGGGAAGGAGCUGUUCGAGACGACGAAGGAUUCUUUGGGCGUGACCUUCGUGGGCGGCAUGUGCCACCCUCAGACGUCCUGCUCCAUGGUCGAGGCCAACUCCUUCAAGGCCGUGCAAGUGGCCGCCCACGAACUGGCGCACUCCAUGGGCGUCCCGCACGACGGCGAGGGGGCGGCCGCCCGCUGCCCUGGCGAGGGCUUCAUCAUGGGCCAGUCGCUCUCCGAAGAGACCUUCGCCUGGUCCAACUGCUCGCGGGACGCCAUCAGCGCCUUCCUCAGGAAUGAUACGUGCUUGGAGAGAGAGGAGGACAGUAAAGGCUAUCGAGGACUAGAUCACACCCAGGGAGGACUUCCCGGCCAAAGGUACACGGCGGACGAACAGUGUGCAUUGGCACUCGGCGCGAGCUACAGGGCCACUCCGUCCAAGAGGAGUAUAUGUGAGUACCUCAUGUGUACCAACGGCGUGACGACCCGCGGCGUACACCCAGCGCUCCCCGGCACCUCCUGUGGGAACAACCGUGUCUGCAUCGCCGGCAAAUGCGGGGCAGGAGGUGGCGGAACACGACCGCCCAGUCAACCCAACCCACCCAGUAACCCCGAUAAACCUACCUGGCCUCCUAGCAACCCUGACAGACCUCCUACCUGGCCUCCUAGUAAUCCUUACAAGCCUCCUAACAAACCAACCCGGCCUCCUAGCAACCCCAACAGGCCUCCUAGCAACCCCAACAGGCCUCCUAGCAACCCCAACAGGCCUCCUAACAGACCUAACAGACCCAGCAGACCCACUAACAAACCCAUCCCGUUCAGCAGUGUUGAAGUAACAGAUGGAGUCAUCACGGAGAAAGAAAAAUUCCCACUGGCAACUAUCCCUAGUGAGCUGGGGAACAUACCUAUGCCUUACCGCUGUCACUUUAUGCCUCCUUUCCUCCACCGUUAUAUCGGAUGCGACAAUUAUCCCAACCGCAACCCGGCCUCGCCCCACACCACUGGACAAUUUCCUGGAUAUUUGGGCCCCACUGCUGAAGUCUACGGACACUUUUUGGUUGAUGGAGAAAGCGAGAUGCCGUCCGUUCCUGGUGAACAACUGCAAGAUUCUCCGGUUAGUGGAGAAAUUCGCAAUCCUACUUUGACUGAAAUUCUUCCCCCCGAUGAAGAAAUGAAAAAUUCAUCCAUACCUGAUUCUGCUAUCACUGGAGAACUACAGCAGAGCUUGACCUUCAUCGAAGUUGAAAAUUCCACGCAUGCUAGUCAAGGUCAGGAACUACUCAUCUCCAUUCAAGAUCUCCAAAAUGUCUCUACCAUCAUGAAUGAAGUCGGAGGCAACCAGGAUUCCAUACAUCAAGUACAGCCGUCCUCUUCAUCCGCACAGCAAGUCCAAGAGGUUAUUGCUACCACAUACCAAGAGAAACCGACCUCCGCUACUAUACAGGACGUCACUGAGUCCCCUAUCAGUCCACACAACAUCACAAAGUCCCCUGUCACUGCAUAUGAAGGCACUGAUUAUUCUGUUUCUACACAUGCGACAAAUGUGUCUCUGACGUCCGCCGAGCAAUUGGUCCCAACUGUCAACGUAGAAGACAUUUACCCACUCACAACGGAAAAGGUUACAAAUACAGCGAUUCCAGUUCAAGGUAUGGAAUAUUCCCUUAUAUAUAAUGUCACUACAGAACAAGUAAGUACAGCUGAACCGGCCGCUAUGGAGCAGCAACAAGCCAUUACACAGUCAACUUCCAUAGAAGAAGGAACCCCUACUGAACAAUCGUCUACAGAACCAACCUCUACAAAACUACCUGUUAGUGAACAAAUGUCCACAGAAAAAUCCGGUGCAGCACAGAGUACCACAGAACAGCCUUUUACAAAACUAACGACUACAGAGCAACUUGUCGAAGAACUAACACCUGCAUAUCAAACUGCUACAAAACAACCUGCUUUUGAGCAAAAUACUGAAGAACCUGAUACAAAACUGAUUACUACAAAGCAACCUGCUACAGAACAACUUGGUACUGAACAAACCAUUAUAGAACAACCUCAUACAGAGAAGAUUACAAUAGAGGAAAUCACUACUGAACAACCUACAGCAGAAACAACCACAGUGGAACAAAUCACUACCGAGGAGGGGGCAAAAGGACAACCUACCACUGAGCAAAAUACAACCGAAAAAUCUUUAAGCGAAGAAAUCGCCACGGAAAAAUCUACUAACGGUCAGCCUACUACUACUGAAUCAAGUACCACUGAAGGCAUCCCAGCAGAGCGACCCGUCCAGCAGGAAGAACCUCCCGUAGUGCCGAUCACUGCAACACACACGUUUUCUGAACAGACCUUUACAAAACCUGUCCAAAAUCCUGAGGGAGACCACAGCGCCACAGAGAACUCGGAGGAAGAACAGGGCAAUACCAUUUUUUCAGUAGAAGAUUUCAACGUAGCCGGAUCUGGUCUUCACUUCUCCAUCCCAUCACACUUGCUGCACAGUUUCUUGGCUCCUGUGCUCAUGGGAUCCCUGGCGAAGGACGCGUCAAUGCCCAAAGGACCGCUGAAGGAUAAACAUCGCUUCAAGGAAAACUUCGGUCGCCAACAUGAUGAGUUUGCAAGGUUCGCCAGUCUCCGGGAGGGGCAUCAUCAGAAGCCUGUAGUAGCUGCCACUGCCCCAACCCACACACGCGCCAUACGCAUUGGCCCCUGUUCCCGCACUUGUGGAGGCGGCACACGUUCAGUCACCCAGGUGUGUGUUAAAAUGGGCGCUCCAGAAAUCAAAGUUUCGGAAGACUUGUGUGACGGCCUUCCUUACUCCUUCUCGCCCUUCAACCAGUCCUGCAACACGUUCCCUUGCUCGAUCCCCAAGUGGGUAGUGGGUCCGUGGAGUGCGUGUUCUGACUGGUGCGGUCUGGGCAUCCAGCGUCGACUUGUGGCGUGCGGUCUUCCCCUGGUUGCAGGAGCGUCGCCCUUGACUGCGGGUCGCUUCAUGACGCCGGCCCGGUGCGCAGAGGCCCAGCCGACGGAGGUCAGGCUGUGCAAGGGGCCCUGCGUGGAAGUGGACUGCACUGUACCUGAAAAUGUCCUACACCCUGCCUGUCGUCAUCUUCUUAAGGACACGCCCCUGGAGAGAGACCACGCCCGCCAUAGCUCCCUAGGAUGAGAAACCGUAAAUGAGUUAAACUGAUAUAAAGAAUAUGACUCAUUUACUGUUUAAAACGGUGCACUACA